AUGUUCAACGCAACCACCCGGCGCGCCUGCGCCCUCACCCCCAAGACCCGAAUCCUCCAACACAACCAACCCUCGCGCUCAAUAUCCCACCUCCACCCCCGGCCACGCCCCAAUGGCCUCAACACCACGCGGUCCCGCCUUCCCAGCGGAGUCCAGCAAACCCGCGCCCUCUCCUUCAUGCAACGCAUGAAACUCGGCUUCCGGGCCGCCUCGAAAGACAUCUGGCGCAAGAACCCCAUCCUGCUCCCCCUGGCGCUCUUCUCCACCGCCGGCGCGACCCUCCUGUUCACCUACAUCGCCUACACAGAGUACACGACGGUCGGGCCGCAGUAUCACAAGUUCCCGCCGCCGGUGGUGCGGUCGCUGCGCACGGCGGUGUAUUAUACCGAGGUGGAUCUGAACCCGCCGAAGGCGCUGGAGGCGUAUAAAGAGGCGUUGCAUAUCGCUGUGGAGAUGGGGAUGCAUCCGUUUUCGGAUGAGGUGGUGGGGAUUAAGUUGCAGGUGGCGAUGAUGUUGGAGAAGGCGGGGUUGGCGAAGCCUGCGGUUGAGGUCCUGGAGAGGACGAAAAAGGAGGUGUUACAGUGGGUUGAGGAGGAGAGGAAGAAGGAAGAGGCGGAGGCGGAGGCUGCGCAGAAGGGUCAGAAGAAGGAGGUUGCGCUGGAGGUGACGGAUCCCGAGCUUUUGGCGGAGCAGCGCAAGAUGCAGGAGGUGGAGGCGUAUGAGCGCGUGCAGCGGGAUAAAGCGCUGAAGAAGGCUGUCGGGAUCGAGAUGAAGUUGGCGGAGCUGUACUCGAGCGAUCACAUCCAGGAGGACGCCAAGGGGGAGGCAGCGCAGGUGGCUGCGGUGGAGCUGUGUCUGGAGGAGAUGAGACGGCGACAGCGCCUGGGUCUGCCGGUGGGUGGCGGAUCGCAGGACAACAACGCUUGGUUGAAUCUGACGGAGAUCGCCACCGCACUGUCGGAUCUGGCGUCGCGAUACACCGACCAGGACAAGCAUGAGCUCGCCAUGCCGCUGUACCUGCGCGCUCUGGACCUCCUCCGGGUCGACGAGGGCGAACAGCCUACGUGCAAGCAGGUCGUGCUGCUCAACGACGUCGCCAGCGCCAUGGCGGGACAGGCCCAGAAGCCGAUCCGGGCGGCGGACCCCAGCGCGGCGCGCAAUCAGCUCAUCGAGGCGGCGAAACAGUGGGCUCAGAAGUCCGUUGAGGUCGCUGCGAGAAUCCAGCCGCCUGUCCGUGACGAGAACUGCGAUGCGUCCUGCGUGGCGGCAACUUACAACCUCGGCGAACUAGCGGAGCUGCAGAACAACGUCAAGGAUGCGGAGAAGUUCUACAAGAAAGCCAAGUCCCUAGCGCAGGGUCUUCAAUACGAAGAAGGAAUUGCGAUGGCCGAUGGUGCCCUGAAAAGGGUGACGAAAAAGUGA
This is a messenger RNA of Aspergillus melleus, 1422 nucleotides long. RefSeq names its product TPR domain protein. The transcript has a single exon. Gene Ontology annotation, cellular component: i-AAA complex. NCBI's taxonomy places the organism in Eukaryota, Fungi, Ascomycota, Eurotiomycetes, Eurotiales, Aspergillaceae. Bases 1 to 1422 code for a protein of 473 amino acids. Gene Ontology annotation, biological process: protein quality control for misfolded or incompletely synthesized proteins. The record is from RefSeq and is a predicted model, not a curated record. Gene Ontology annotation, molecular function: misfolded protein binding.